UACCGCAGUGCAUCGUGGGUAAUUCCUGGCGGUGGCUCAGCUGAUCCUCGUGCAAGCGUGUUUGGUAAGGAGCGCGCGAUAGAUUAGGGAGUCGGGUCGUGGCCGCGUGCUCUGUACAUACACACAUAUAUACACACGUUAUAACGCCUGUUAUAAGCCGCCUGUUGUCCUCCGUAAAAUAGCUUUUUAUCAGUUCCUGGUGGAAUGUGUAGUUAUGGAAAGUUUCCGCGUUGCUGCAGAAAUUAGCUAACCAACCUGAAAACAAACUAGCCACGUGAGAGCCAGUGAACUGGACACAGGCAUGCCUUGACUUGUUUGUACCGGGAUUCAGCCGGUGGGGUUCCCUCUGCUACAUGGAUUAUAAAUUCCCAAAUCAGCUUUUCCCACAUUUCUAUCUGAACGGACCUUCGAGUUUAGACUGGACCCAUGAUUACGGAGGCUUGGGCUCCUAUGGGCAGGUGCUCGAGACAUCCAGAGAGCCGUUCCAGAGUCAUGUCGAGGGAGAGACUCCAUUCCUGUUUCAACCCCAGCGUAAGGUGGAUGGAGAGGUGUGGGUCCCCACUGAGCCGAUCGUAACACCGCUUCUCCCUCCUAACCCAGAUACUAAGUCAUUCAGAGGUCCUGUCAGUCCAGAUGACUUCCCUGAACAUAUGAAGUAUUUCUAUGUGCAUCACUGCAUGGAUUCAUUCUCGGUGAUGGGCCAGCUGCUUGGAGAGCACUUCAGUUUUGACACCAGACAUCCUAAGGAUGUCACCAGUAUGGGUAAGAUGAUGGACUUUCUACACAACCUAAAUUAUAAAAAGUGCGAGAUUCAGUCUUUGCAAAGGGUGAGCCGCUAUCACCACCUUCUGGGUGACAUUAUCCCUGACAUUCCCUCCUCCCUCCUGGCUGAGCUUCUGCACAAGGAGCUGAUCCAUCAGGCGGAAUUGGAACACUUCCAACCUGCCACAACCGGGGGCGCCCUCACCUACAUCCCAAACCUCACAUGUCAGAAUGAAGCCUUUCUGAUUUAUCCCAGUGGAGAAGCUCUAAACUCCAUCAAUUUUCACCCUGUGGAGCUGGAAUUCAGUGAAGAUAAACCUCCGGGUGUGAAUGUGGCAGAAAAGCCUCUGGUGUUCAACCUGGAUGGAACAGUAAGGCAGGUCAGCGUGGCCCAGGUGGAUGAUGAAGCUUAUCUAGGUUUGCGUUCAGAUCAUUUCUGUGCAGCAUGGGUAAUGAAAGACCGUAACCACCCUCGUUCAUUAGAGGUGGUGCAGCUGAAGCAACGAGCCACCAGCCUCAAUGUCAGUCCUCAUGUAUCUGGAGAGUUUAUCGUAGCCAGCGAGAGCGGAGCAGCCUAUCUCUGGAUUGUGGGAAAAGGGCUGCAAAAGGUUCGAGAUGAACGGAUGAACCUGUACUUCAAUGCCAAGUCUCCCUGGCGAUGGUGCGAGUUCACGGCUCAUCCACGUGUGAUGGUUUACGCUGACCAGACUGGAGCUGAGCUCACAGAUAUGAGGAGCAGUGAUUGUCGCACGUUAUUCCGGAUCGGUGGAGCGGCUGCUUGUAAGAGUGGAGAGAGGGUGGUCUUGGGCAAAUACCUGGCCGAAAGCCACGGCUUUCACCACCUCAUCACUACACAGUUCUCUGCAUACCUCCUGGAUGAGCGCAUGCCCUGUGUGCCUGCCCUGAAGUGGGAGCACAUGAUGGAGUCGCCUCCCUGUUUUGCCCACGUUGUGCCAGCUUCGGGUCAAAACAAGACCUCUAAAAUCCUCCUGGGAGCACAGAGAGCACAGGAGACUAUGUUGCUGCAGUACUCUGGUGGAAGAGAAUGGGCAUGCCAAGCAGACGGUCCAGUGCAAAAACUGUAUAGUCCGUGUGAGAGCCUGAAGAUUCAGCAGCUUCCGCACAGACGGCACAAAGCACAAGCGAGGUUGGCCACACACGCCGCAGGCGUAACUGCAAUGCAGAACAAUGGCUUCCUGUGUGUGCUUCAGCUCACAGAGGCCGGGGACAUUUUCUACCAGCUGCUAAGACAUUUUGACCCAAACAACUUGGUGCCACAUCAGUCAGACUCUGUAGAACCAGAAUCCAGUACACUCCAGUACACAGUAGACUCUGCACUCCAACACCAAGUUUCUUUGGAAGAAGACAGUGACUUUGAAAGGGAGCGACAUCAGCGUAUGCUGGGACAAAUAGAACUUCUGGUCAAUGAGAGUAAUGAUGAGCAUAACUCUCGUACUUCAGAUGAUAAUAAGGUCCCUACAGAAGAAGGGAUUAACUCCAAGCCUGCUCAUGUUCUGGAGUCAUCUGGGUGUUCUAAGAGUAACGGUGCUCAUCCACUGAGGCCAACGGUCCCCAAAAAGGCUAGCCGCAAUUUAAAAUUAAUCUGGAAAAAAUGGCUGGAAUCCUUCUUGUCAAAAGCAGGAGGACGCAAACGUAGCUUGAAGCACAGGAAAAUAAAGACCAGUGCUAUAAUACAGUGUAAAGUCCAGCAAAGAGACAGGCUUGAGGAGGACAAGUUUAAAAGAUUGAGGAAAGACCAGGCAGAGAUCUUAAAAGCCAGGAAGCUGCUUGUUCAUGGGGUAACAUACCUGCCUCCUCUAGAGGUGACCCCAGUUACAGAUGAGGUGGACCCCGAGGACUGGCCAGAUGAUCUGAGUCAGCGCAUAAGUGCCUCGUGGAGGGAUGGUUGGAAUAACUGGUGGGAAGAAAAACUUGGUCUUAACCGGGACGCCAAGAUUGAGGCCCUGCGAAGGAAGCGCCGUCAGGCAAAGAGAGCAAAAGCCAGAAACAGGGUCUCACUUGCUUCAAGCUUUACUUCAUCCAUCAGCUACCAGGACGAUCUUACGGAAUGUUCAUCAGCCACAAGUCAGUAUCUGGGUUCAGAUGCGGAAAGCAUCAUUAACUCUCAGAGUGCACCAGAGUGUGAGGAGGUUUCUGACCAGGAGGUACUAGCUAACAGCACAGAUUUUCACAGAGCGAAUCAGAGCACAGAAGGGGUUUCAGAGGUGGUAGAACCUGUUAAGACUUCUUCGAAAAGCCCUCAAAAAACAAAAAGCUCUGAGCAGGACAAAGCCUUUGGUAUUUGCCAAUCCCCUCCAAGGGACUUCCAACAACUGCCAAGCCAGGCUCCUUCCAUAGAAAGCAACUCUGUACUUUUUUCUUCCCCACUAUCCUGUCUGAAGGAGUCACAUCCUGGCCAUGCAAAACAGAGACAUGGGCAUCAGCAGCAGCAGGGCUACCACAAUUCCUUUUUCAGCUCUCAAGAACUUGGGCAGAAUGAGGAGGCCUCUACGUCUGUUGGUUUGAUCCCCACCAGAUCGCGGCCUUCUAGUUUUCUGUCACCAUCGCGGGCUUCAUUGAGGGCCUCUUCACAGGCUUCCCAACCUCAGAAAAAGAAGUCUCGAAUGGGAUUCUGAAUUUGUCCAGUGUGUACCUCUCAGUCCAGCCGUCUUCGGGGAUCGUGGGCAGCUCUGGUGCACCGCAGUAGCUGUUGUGCAGGGUCUGCGCCGUGCGCCGGGACACGAUCCACACCAGCUUCCUGUGAUUGGGUUUGGAACAUG
Molecule: messenger RNA, 3542 nt
Organism: Hemibagrus wyckioides
Lineage: Eukaryota; Metazoa; Chordata; Actinopteri; Siluriformes; Bagridae
Gene: taf1c
Product: TATA-box binding protein associated factor, RNA polymerase I subunit C
Exons: 15
Coding region: 354-3398 (1014 amino acids)
Biological process (GO): transcription by RNA polymerase I
Cellular component (GO): fibrillar center
Molecular function (GO): RNA polymerase I core promoter sequence-specific DNA binding
Source: RefSeq, a predicted model, not a curated record